AUGACCAAGGUAAGUCAACGUCAAAUGGUUCGACUAUUCAACUUCCAUGAACAAAUUUGCUACGCACUAAUCUCCAAAAAGAGUGCGGAAUUCGUAAGAAGCCUGAAUUUGAAAGCCAACGCAUUUGCUAUAAAAUCCUUGACCCCAAAACGAAUAGAAAUUCAAAUUGGAGACUCGGAGGAUUCCAUAAUUCGAACGAAUUUAAUUGACUAUUGGGGGAAGGGAACUUCAAUCAUCCCAUUUUCAAAUAACAGGCCAAAAAGAUGGAUUUAUCUAAAUAUUGGGAUUCUGGAGUUCUUAAAGCUCCUAUCUGAAAUCUAUCACUGCAAGUUUCUCAGAUUCCAUUUCGGCUAUUCGCACCAUUAUCCUCCAAUGGAAAUUAUUGAAAAACUAUCAAAUGGAUUUCAAAUCGAUAGUCUUAUACUCCUAAAUCAAUAUGUCAAUGUUAAAAGAAUUCUGAAGCAUCAUCUGCCAGCUAAAAACCUCACAAUUCAAGGCAACGUUUUUCUAACUAUGCAAGAAUAUGAAGAAAUCGUUUUGAUUUGGGAAUUUUGA
Caenorhabditis briggsae is the source of this 555-nucleotide messenger RNA. The coding region runs from base 1 to 555 and encodes 184 amino acids. The record is from RefSeq and is a predicted model, not a curated record. Lineage: Eukaryota; Metazoa; Nematoda; Chromadorea; Rhabditida; Rhabditidae. The transcript has 2 exons.